CAUGUCAUCUUACUCUUUGCUUUAAUCUAUGGUGCGAUUUUGCAAAGUGGAGUAGUCAGUAAAAAUUGUAAUAUUUGCAAUAAUUUAAAUAAACAAAAUAUAUUUCUAAGAUUUAUUUUGCUUUAUUGCGUCUGUAAAUUAAAACAAAAUGGGCAAUGAAAAUUCAAUUCCUAUGGAACUGUGUUCAAACUCCCGUGUUAACUGCCUUGAUUUUAAGGUGGAGAACUUCGACGCGGACGAGAUCCGGCGGCUGGGCAAGCGCUUCCGGAAGCUGGACCUGGACAACUCGGGCGCGCUCUCCAUCGACGAGUUCAUGUCGCUGCCGGAGCUGCAGCAGAACCCGCUGGUGCAGCGCGUCAUAGACAUAUUCGAUGCCGACGGCAACGGGGAGGUGGACUUCAAGGAGUUCAUCCAGGGCGUGUCGCAGUUCAGCGUGAAGGGCGACAAGCUUUCCAAGUUGCGGUUCGCGUUUCGCAUCUACGACAUGGACAACGACGGCUACAUCUCCAACGGGGAACUGUUCCAGGUGCUCAAGAUGAUGGUGGGCAACAACCUGAAGGACACGCAGCUGCAGCAGAUCGUGGACAAGACUAUCCUGUUCGCGGACAAGGACGAGGACGGCCGCAUCUCCUUCGAGGAGUUCUGCGACGUGGUGGGCAACACCGACAUACACAAGAAGAUGGUGGUCGACGUGUAGGCCUCACCCGGCACUGCGCCCGCACACCUCGCCACUUCCAUCCGUCUGCGGUUUAACUUAUGCCCACUUACAAACAUUUCAUUUGUCACCAAAAGAUCCUCGUCGUUCCGCCAUUUAUAUGUUGCAUUCAGUGCAGGCGGUACUACAUACAUACAUACAUACAUACACAUAUGAGUCUCAAAUAGUCGUAAUGUACUCACUGAAUUUAUUAUCUAAUAUUUUGUUUUACUUUACGGAAAUUCAAGCGAAUCUUUCCUUAAGUAAAUGCGAGGGGACACUUUAGUGCGGUGUAACACUUGCGUCACAUCAGUAGUACAAGCAGCCGCCCCACGGCACCCCGCGACACGUCGCGCCGCCCCGCGACACCCCCCGCGCCGCCCCGCGACACCCCGCGCCUCUCGGCUAUUAUAUAUAAUGGUCAUGUACCAUUUUUUAAUCAGAACUAUUUAAUAUGGUUUUACUGAUAUUUUAUAUAUUAUAAUACAAUAUUUCGUGAAGGCGCGCGGGAAAAUGUUUGUGUAACGUGCAGCUAGCGGGCGACACCUCGACCUCCACCACCACCACCACCAGCAGCAGCAGCAGCAGCAGCAGCAGGCCGUGGCGCGCGCUCAUCCAUUAGAAUAGUUUUAUUUUAGGACUUGCAUUAAUUUACUACAUUUUUAGUAUAAUUCAGAAACCACAUACGUAGACAAAUCGGAGAUGUAUUUUAUUAUUUCGUUGAGGUAAUUUUAAUCAGUGUUGUUAUUUAGUAUUUUAUUUGUCCGGACGUCGGUCGACCCGCGCCCGCGAUAUCCUCGCAUCUGUUGAUAUCGCAUGAUAUGUAUGAGAAGUUCACCCUCCCCUCCCCUGUGUCCUCCACUCAUUCAUUCCAUCCUUAGUCAAGUGGAAAAGGUUCUCCGGCGCACUCGCGACUUAACAGAUAUUUUAAGUACAUAUUCCAAUAAGUUGAAUCGAGGGACAAACCUGUACCUGUAAUAUGUUAGUGUAGUUUGAUUCCGCUCGAUCCAGACCCUGUACCGACAUCCACCAUCCUUCCUAAGUUCCUCCCCACGUCCUCACCUUGCUCCUGUCCUUGUCCGCAGGUGUUGUGUGCGCUGCGCUGAGGCCGCAACGCCACCACCCCGCCACCACCCCGCCUCGUCCCCGCACAACCUACGUUACAAUCUAACCCAGGUUACACAACCUGUUACUAUGUGUGGAAAAUAAUAAUAACAGUAUUGGACGCAUUCAUGUUGUGAGUUUGGUUAGUGUAAGCGAUCAAGUCGCGUCACUGGCGUGUCAAACCUCGCUCCUCGCUAGAUUGUUUUUAAAGCAGAGUAUUUUCAAUUUAAAUAUCUAUUUUAAAAGUCAGGUUGGUGACUUAGAUUACAUGUUCAUGGACAACAGAUAAUAGAAAGCCAAUUGAAAUGCACACACACAGAAUGUAAGACGGGGUGCUGUGCGAGCGGGUCACCGCCACUCCUACAACUAUUCUCAAUUGGAACUGAACUUAAUGAGUCUUAUUAAAUUUUCAAAUAUUA
Messenger RNA from Papilio xuthus (Asian swallowtail), 2217 nucleotides. RefSeq names its product calcineurin B (gene CanB). The transcript has 6 exons. The record is from RefSeq and is a predicted model, not a curated record. Gene Ontology annotation, molecular function: calcium ion binding. NCBI's taxonomy places the organism in Eukaryota, Metazoa, Arthropoda, Insecta, Lepidoptera, Papilionidae. Bases 149 to 697 code for a protein of 182 amino acids.